AAAAACACAGAUAUUUACCGUUAAAGGCCACAGUGAUCUACUAGCGAUCUAAGUCCACAGUAAAUUUUGAAUAAUGUUCCAAAUCGUGGUAGCAGCCCUUUUGGUAUCCGCUGCAGUAGCGACACCUGGCGGAAUUGGUCUUGGUGGAGGGCUUGGAGGAGGUACUGCUGGAGGAGCAGGAGGAGGUGCAGGAGGCGGAAAUGGAGGCUAUGGGCAUGGCGCACAUGGAGUGAUAUCAGGUUCGUCAUCAACCAGCGUCGUGACAGCUCAUGUACCAGUUGUCACCCAUCACGUAUCUCACGUAGCUCCCGUACAUCAUGUAGCUCCUGUACAUCAUGCUCCUGUACCCGUAGCAACAAGCUCACAGUCUAGGGUAGAUCAUAUCAACCCCAGGCCAUUGGUCAGCCAUUCAGUGUCAUCUGUACCCGUACACGUUCCAGUAUCCGUCCCAGUAGUCAGUCACGGGUUCGCUGGAUACGGGGGUGGAGCCGGUGGAUCUGGCGGAGCUAACGGAGCCGGCGGAUCUGGUAGUGCUGGAGGAUACGGGGCAGCUGGAGGAUAUGGUGGAGCUGGGGGAUAUGGCGGAGCUGGAGGAUACGGGGGAUACGGAGGCUAUGGAGCUGGACAAGGAGUAGGAUCAUCAUCAGCUAACGCUAUUGGUGCAGCGGGUACCGGAGCUGGUGCAGUAGGAUAUGGCGGAGGAUAUGGAGGAUACAACGGUUGAAGAUGAGUCAGACGAAGGAGUAUUGUACAGAUGAUACCAGAUCAAGUCUAGAGUAUUUAUAUUUUUUUAAGUUAAAUAAAGAUUAAAAUUGACACGUUGAUCUAUGCAUAAA
Molecule: messenger RNA, 836 nt
Organism: Acanthoscelides obtectus
Lineage: Eukaryota; Metazoa; Arthropoda; Insecta; Coleoptera; Chrysomelidae
Source: the annotation of a GenBank genome assembly